This is a messenger RNA of Eremomyces bilateralis CBS 781.70, 408 nucleotides long. RefSeq lists its product as uncharacterized. The transcript has a single exon. The annotation marks the transcript as partial. Lineage: Eukaryota; Fungi; Ascomycota; Dothideomycetes; Eremomycetales; Eremomycetaceae. The record is from RefSeq and is a predicted model, not a curated record.
CAUAGGAGUGAUGCGCCUCGCUUUCCAUGCCUUCACUGCAACCGUUACAGUGGCGUAAACGCCUUCAAGCGGAAAGACCAUCUAGAGUCACAUUUACGCAGUUUCCAUGGGAUUGGCGUCACUAGUGUAGGAUAUUCCUGCCAUCAUAUGGAUUGUAAGGAAUUCCGCCUAGAUCGACUCCAUCCAGACUUUAAAGGGCAUGCAUUCAAUACUUCUUCAGAAUAUGCCAGGCAUAUGAGGCAUAUACAUGACGAGUCUCCAUACCCUUGUCCUAUUAAUGGAUGUAGUCGAGUUGGUGGAUACUUUUCAAAGAAAUCGUUGGUACAGCAUGUUAAAAAAGAGCAUCCUGAGGCGAACCUCGAUUUCGAAACGAUAGUACCGCUAUUUCAAUCACAGUCCCGAAACUAG